CCUCUUUUCAGUCACUAGGGAGAGUCUCUGAACUAGAAAAAAAAAAAAAAAGAAGCUGCUGCCGUCCCACUCAAAGGGUCCCACAGACAGCAGACAGGCAGGCAGGACCAGAGAGUCUGCACCGCUCCGCCAUCCGCACACCCGGCCUGCGGGACGCGUCGCCUUCUCCGUCCGUGAUGGAGAAAGACGCCUCUGAACCGGACCCAUCCCGCCAGCGGAACGGGGUCGUGGGCGUGUUGUACGGAGAGUUCACGGACACGCUCAACGACCGGGUCCGGUACUCGGUGAGCUUGACGGAGAGCGCCUUGACGGUCCAGAGGAUCACCUCGUCCCCCGGCCGGACUAAGAUGGUUUUUAACUUGACGGACUGUGUCGGCUGCCGGGCGUACAGAGGGCCGGACGGCGCGGACGUCGGCGCCUACUUCACGGCGUGUUUCUACCCGUUCAAGAGACGCUGGAUGAGCGCCGGAGUGGCCCGGCAGAGGGUGGAGCAGGGCUUUCGGGUGGCGCUGGUCCAGGACCCGCUCGCGAACCUCCAGGAGGCUGAGAGGUGGGCGCGUGCUAUCAGAGACGCCUCCGUGCUGCAGGCGCCGCGGAGAGAAGGUGUGGUGUACGCAGAGGUUUGCCGGCCCUGCAGAGUUAUGAUCCUGGUGAACCCUCACAGUGGUCGUGGACAGGCUCUCCAGCUCUUCACGGGCCACGUACAGGGCAUGCUCACGGAGGCCUCUGUUCCUUACACACUUGUCAUGACAGAGCACCAGAACCAUGCACGGGAGGUGGUGAAGAAGGCGGACCUGUCGCAAUGGGACGCCCUGGUUAUCAUGUCUGGAGACGGGCUGCUGUUUGAGGUGAUAAAUGGCCUGAUGGAGCGGGAGGACUGGCAAGAGGCCAUCCAGACCCCUUUGGGGAUUCUACCAGGUGGCUCAGGCAAUGCCCUGGCAGCCUCUGUCCACCACUAUUCACAGUCGCCUCCAGCGUGGAAUGAGGAGCUUCUCCUGAGCUGUGGUUUUAUGCUGUGCAAAGGUUUGGUUGGCUCUAUGGAUCUGGUGUCGGUCCACUUGGCCUCUCGGCAGCGCCUCUUCUCCUUCCUCUCCCUGGCGUGGGGCUUCGUUGCCGAUGUCGACAUCGAGAGUGAGAAGUACCGCCACGUGGGAGCAAUCCGCUUCCUGAUGGGCACCCUGGUGCGCCUGGCCUCCCUCAGAACUUAUCAGGGAAGAUUAGCGUAUCUGCCUGUUAAGGAGGCACCAAAACCUCCGAAAGGGAGCAUCAAGGUGAACCACCCUCCCUCCUCAACUCCUCAGCAGCCGUUGCUCUGCACCUCCCUUCCUUGUCGACUCUUCCCUAACCCCUCACCAAACCACAACGCUCUUCAUAAACACAUUAGCACAAACUCCAACCAUAACACCAUCACCAACUCCUCCAACAAUGCUAUCACAACAAAGAGACCCGAGACUCAGAUUGAUGGAAAGACCAGGGAACCUGUGGACUCUCUUCUUCCUGGCCUGGACCAGCCGGUCCCAGAGAGCUGGACAGUGGUCAAGGAGGAGGACUUUGUCUUGGUGCUGGCUAUUUACCAGUCCCACCUGGCUGAGGACCUGUGGACAGCUCCUGGUGCGAUGGCCGACGACGGGGUGAUUCAUCUGUUCUACGUGACAGCGGGGAUCUCCCGUCCUGCCCUCCUGCGCCUUUUCCUCGCCAUGGAGAAGGGCGCCCACUUGGCAUGCGGCUGCCCCCACCUGGUGUAUGAGAGGGUGAAGGCCCUGCGGCUGGAGCCUAUCUCUCCGCAAGGCAUGAUCGCUGUGGACGGGGAGAUGGUGGAGUAUGGGCCUGUUCAGGCGCAAAUCCACCCGGGCUUGGCACGACUCAUAUGUGGAUAAACUUGGAUUAUCAUAAUCUUUUUUUCUGGCUGCAGAGCUUUCUAGUUUGGCCUUUUAUACUCAGCGUCAGUUUCUGUGAAUAUGCUGUAUUUUCAGAAGUGCCAAAGACAUGUAAUCAGCGUCUGGAAAUUCCUCUAUUUUUCUACUGAAAUAAUUUGUCCUAUUUCUAUGCUCCUGCUUUCUCACUCUCAGUCUUUCCUUCAGGGUCAAAAAUAUGGAUGGUUGUCCUUGCUGCUGGCUGGUACCAGCUUAGAGAAAUGGGGAGGGAUUGUGUGUCUGUCUGUCUGUCUGUCUGUCUGUCUGUCUGUCUGUGUGUGUGUGUGUGUGUGUGUGCUGAAGAUCUAGGGAUCCCUAUGCAUGUCUGUGUGCACUCAAGUGUGUGUACGUGUGAGAUUGUGCAUGAGGAGCUUUGGCACACGGCGGUGCGGUGCAGUGGCUGAGGAGUGCAUUGUGCACUCUGCUGUCUGACCUCAUAAGCAUGUCGCACGUGAAGAGAAGCACAUUUUCCCGUCCUGAGAGGCUCCUGAGGUAGCCCCGCCCCCCUUGUCUCCCACUGUACUACACUAGGACCGACAAUCUCCCUCCUGGGCAACCGCUCGUACAGCAUCACCUCCCCCUCGGCCUGCUGUAGAGAAGCUGUCCUACUGAGGAGGUAUUAAUCCUCUGGGGAUUUGAUGUGGAAAAAUCUUUAAUCUUUGAAUAGCUUAUAUAAGUAAAAAAAAAAAAAAAAUCGAACAAUAGCAGAUCUAGUCAGAGAUUUUAGUCACCAUAUUUUUCUUUCCCUGACUGAAAACUUCCUCCAGCAGCUCAGAGUGGGGAUGAACAGGGAGAAACCUGCUCAGCUGGACUUCAUUUCCUGCCCUGUCUGUUCUCUUACCCUACUUCAUCAUCAAACUGUAGCAACUGCCUCCACUCACACAUAAAUAUACACUUUCUUUUCCCCAUCCCCCCUCCUCCUCUGCCAGUUUCUCACUUGCCCUCUCACACACACACACACACACACAUACA
Messenger RNA from Labrus mixtus (cuckoo wrasse), 2885 nucleotides. RefSeq names its product sphingosine kinase 1-like. The transcript has 5 exons. The record is from RefSeq and is a predicted model, not a curated record. Gene Ontology annotation, biological process: sphingosine biosynthetic process; negative regulation of apoptotic process; cellular response to growth factor stimulus. Gene Ontology annotation, cellular component: cytoplasm; intracellular membrane-bounded organelle; membrane. NCBI's taxonomy places the organism in Eukaryota, Metazoa, Chordata, Actinopteri, Labriformes, Labridae. Bases 177 to 1877 code for a protein of 566 amino acids.